AUGAGCACCAAGAACAAAGCUGAAUAUCCCUGGGAAAUAACCCGAGAGGUAGAACGGCUUCAGAAACAGCAUGCCUGGGUUCAGAGAUGUCUUGACAACAAGAUUGUCUUUGCACCAAUGACACUGGAUAAAGAAGGACUUAAGAUUCUCGACGUCGGGUGCGCCGAUGGAGUUCUGCUUCGAGACCUGAAGAAGCAGGUUUCUCCAUCUGCUCAGCUCGUUGGCGCUGAUAUUGUCGAGGCCUUUCUACCUGCUUCCGAAGAGGGCAUUCGAUUCGAAGUUUAUGACCUUUGUGAAUUGCCUAGAGACGAACUUGUUGGAGCAUUUGACUUGACACAUGUGAGGUACAGCAUCCUUGGAGCUGCCAAGGUGGGCUAUCAGAAAGCCAUUGAUCAUCUCGCCUCGACGGUUGCGCCUGGAGGUUGGCUGCAGGUCCACGAGCUUGACUUUGAUCUAACAGAUCGGCCUAACGUAGGUCCAGCGUGGAGAGAUGUGAGCAACCUCAUCGCGGCUAUGUUCGAUGGUAUGGGCAUGGGAUCCGAUUGCAUUCGCAAACUGCCGGGCGCAUUCGAGGCAGCAGGACUAGACAACGUGACUGUCCAUUCAGUGGAUCUGCCCAUGGGUAAGCUGCUGGGUGACGAUGAGGCUGCCGAGUUAUCGUGGCAGCCUUUCGUGAUUACCAUCCCAAGCCUCAUUGAGGGCGCAAAGGCCCUUGGUGUCAAGCUACCCGACUCUACUUAUGAGAACUUGGCUGAGAGGUUUGAGAAUGAAGUCAAGGAAGAAGGUGCAAUGUUUCGAGCGUUAGUCACUAUCGGACAGAAGCCAGCGAUUGAGUAUGAUCCUUCAACUUGGUAUUUGAGCGUGCGCUCCCGAAGCAUGGACCCAGCCACCGAGCUGUCAGCAUCCAGUUACCCCAGCUUCGCAACUAGUGUCAAUUACAAAGACUUUGUCAUAGUUAUUAACUUGGAGCGGAGUCUCCACCAAACAAAACAGAGGUUGACAGUCACCCCGACGAUCGUGAUGCCAAGAUGUCACCAAAGACCAAAUACCUCAAUCCAACAUGUUGAAGCUCUGUUGAGCAACUUGACGCUGGAUGAGAAGGUGGAGCUUCUGGCGGGCCAGGGAUCGUUUCGGAUGACCGGUCUUGAGAAGCAUGGAAUUCCGGCGCUUAUUACUUCAGAUGGGCCUCAUGGAAUUCGAGGACGGCGGUCGUUCACUCGUAUGCCGAGUCCAAUGCUACCGUCGGCUACAGGAAUGGGCGCUACCUUCAACACUGAACUCAUCCAUAAGAUCGGAAGCCUUCUUGGUGAAGAAGCGAAGGCCCGCGGUGUUCAUGUCUUGCUAGCACCGACACUUUGCCUGCAGCGCUCACCCUUGAUCGGGCGUGGUUUUGAAGCUUUUGGCGAAGACCCUUUUCUCAGCGGAACUUUGGGCGCGCAUUACAUCAAUGGCGUUCAAGAGCAAGGUGUUGCAACAAGCGUCAAGCACUAUGCAGCUCACGAUCAGUCUGACAACAGUAUCGAGGACAAUGUGGUUAUGACCGAGCGCACCCUCCGAGAAGUUCAUAUGCUACCCUUCCAGCUCGCCCUUCGAGGAUCAGACCCCUGGACGAUCAUGACGUCCUAUAACAAGAUCAACGGAAUUCAUGUAAGUGAGGAUCCUCUGCUGAUAAAGGAGAUCCUACGUGAAGAGUGGGGGUUCAAGGGACUUGUUAUGAGUGACUGGUUCGGCACGUACAGCACAUCCGAAGCUAUCAAUGCUGGCUUGGAUCUCGAGAUGCCUGGACCGACAGAUUGGAGAGGAAAGCGCCUCAGCAUUGCGGUCAACUCUCGAAAGGUGUCCAAAGCAACAGUCGAUACAGCUGUUGAGAAUGUCUUGAACCUUGUCAAUAAGUGCAAGGCGGGCGAGAAAUCAGGAAAGCCCCCUCAGUCGGAUACGCCAGAACAACGAGCCCUGAUUCGACAGCUUGUGGCUGAGUCAGUAGUGCUACUGAAGAACAACAAGCAAAAACUACCGAUCAAGAACCCGAAGAACCUGAAGUUCGGACUGAUUGGAGAUCAUGUCAAGAACCCUGCUCUUUGCGGUGGUGGAAGUGCCGAGGUUGAGCCUUACUAUGGCAUUACCCCAUAUGAGGCGAUCAAGGAAGUUGUAGGAGAGGAGAAUAUCACAUAUACUCCAGGUUGCAAUUCCUUCCGAUUUAGUCCCCUCAUUAAGGGUCAUACACCCCCAGGGUCUGAUUCUGAGGGCUGGUCUGUCGAGAUCUUUGGAGAUGACCCGCAAGAGAACCCCGAUGCCAGGGUCCUUGUUUCAACUACAGCCGAGAAGCAGCUGGUCGAUGUUCCAGAGAGCUACCACGCGACACUCCCAACCAAAUUUUACGCCAGAGCGAAAGCCAAGUACAUUAUCCACGAGUCGGGAAAGCUCAAGUUCGGCUUCAGCACUUCUGGAAAGGGAAAGCUCAUCAUUGACGGCAAGGAGGCUAUCGACCAGUGGACAAGCCAGCCUCCAAAAACUGACUCUACCCCUUGCUUCAACCGCCUGUCCAUGGAGAGGUACUAUGAGGGCGAGUUCGAGAAGGGCCAGGUACUUGACCUCGAGGUGCUCCAAGUUAAUGAGAGCCUCUCGGGCGGCGUUGGCACUGCACAAACACUCGCUGGUCGCGUUGGAGUUUAUGAGCUCUACGACGAAGACCAGGGUAUCAAGGAUGCCGUGGAACUUGCCAAGAAGGUUGAUGUCCCCAUCGUUAUCACUGGGUUAUCAUCAGAUUUCGAGUAUGAGGGCAGCGACAGGAAGCACCUGAGACUUCCCGGUCGCGUGGACGAAUUGAUAUCGGCUGUCUUGGAGGCCAACCCCAAUGCUAUUAUCAUUACGCAAUCAGGGUUGCCCAUCGAAAUGCCUUGGGAGUCUCAAGCGGCGACUCUUCUUCACGCCUGGUUUGGCGGCCAAGAGACAGGUCAUGGCAUGGCUGAUGUCCUUUUUGGCAAGGUCAAUCCCUCCGGAAGGCUCUCACUAACAUUUCCCAAAUCCAUCAAGCAUACGCCAGCGUACCUCACCUUCUCUAAGGCGGACUAUGAUAUUGUAUAUGGCGAGGGUGUCUUCAUUGGUCAUCGAUACUACGAGAUGGUUGACCGAGAGCCUCUCUUCUACUUCGGUCAUGGUCUUUCGUACUCGAGGUUCGAGUACUCGAACCUCAGCGUACCUGAGGAGUUCACACCAGCGGCUGAUCACCAGAUGCGCGUCACGGUCGACAUCGCCAACAAGGGCGCCUUUGCGGGUGCUGAAGUUGUGCAGCUAUACAUCCACCACGCGGACAGCUCUCUUCAACGGCCAAUCAGAGAGUUGAAGGCAUUUACCAAGGUCACUGUGGAUGUCGACGAGACCAAGACCGCUGAACUUACUCUUGAUAAGUAUUCAUUGUCAUUCUGGUGCCAGGAGGCAUCGAAGUGGAAGGCUGAAGCCGGAAAGUACACCGUGAUACUUGCCUCCAGCUCAAAUCCCAAGGACGAGAUUACGCGCGGGGAUUUUACCUUGCCCAGGACUUUCUUCUGGAAGGGCCUUUAG
Molecule: messenger RNA, 3561 nt
Organism: Fusarium oxysporum Fo47
Lineage: Eukaryota; Fungi; Ascomycota; Sordariomycetes; Hypocreales; Nectriaceae
Exons: 10
Coding region: 1-3561 (1186 amino acids)
Biological process (GO): glucan catabolic process
Molecular function (GO): beta-glucosidase activity
Source: RefSeq, a predicted model, not a curated record